AUGGACCUUAUAGCUCAAUCAAGUUGUGUGUGUCACCAUGGAAGUAGUGUCAUCGUCUCUGGGAUUCCGACACCUAUCGUCCCUUCCCGUGACGUCGAGCCUCAUCACCGUCCUCAUCGUUCCUUUAAAGAUAGAGCGCCGGCGAAAUCUCUGGCUAGACCCAGCAGAACUAGACAACCUUUCAAUUUUCCCACCAAAAAUCCCAAACCUUUUAGGGAGAGAGACGCUUUCCCUUCUUCUCUUCCGCUCCAUUCCAAAAACCCAUACAGUAUCCACAGAGAUAUUCAAAAGUUUGCGAGGCAGAACAAUCUCGAAGACGCUCUCAUGAUUCUCGACUAUCUCGAACACAGAGGAAUUCAUGUAAAUGCGACAACUUUCUCCGCCCUUUUAGCCGCGUGUGUUCGCCGGAAGUCGCUAUUUCACGGUAAGCAAGUCCAUGUUCAUAUCCGCAUCAAUGGUCUUGAGAACAACGAGUUUAUUCGGACCAAGCUCGUUCAUAUGUACACUGCCUGUGGUUUGGUCAUGGACGCACAUAAGGUGUUCGACGAAAGUACUAGCUCAAAUGUUUAUUCCUGGAAUGCGUUGCUUAGAGGGACUGUGAUAUCAGGGAAGAGGAAGUAUCAAGAUGUUCUUUCUACGAUUACGGAAAUGAGAGAGCAAGGUGUUGAUUUGAAUGUCUUUAGUUUCUCUAAUGUGUUCAAGAGUUUUGCUGGUGCAUCUGCUUUUUGUCAAGUACGGGCAACAAAAAAUCAGAUGAAAUUAACCAAAUUGAUGAUUUUUGUCAAGUUGGUUGUGUUACUCUUCAUUGUGAUUCUGUUGAAGAUCAGAAUAUGA
Messenger RNA from Arabis nemorensis, 834 nucleotides. NCBI's taxonomy places the organism in Eukaryota, Viridiplantae, Streptophyta, Magnoliopsida, Brassicales, Brassicaceae. The record is from the annotation of a GenBank genome assembly.